AUGUAUGCAUUAUAUGGACAGAAGGCAACCGACCGAAUAUUAGAAAAACACAAAGAAGCGAAAAUCAAGAGUUGUUAUUCACCUUGUAUUAACGGAAUACUAUUAGGAGAGAAUGGCGAUUUGGCUCCUGUCUCGAUCGUCUACUCCCUCCUUCCAUCCUCUGAUCUGAUUGCUGUGAUUCAUCAAGAUAAGAUGUCGUGUGCUUCUGAUGGUCCUAAUUCUUCACGUAAGGUGAAUUUCUUUGAAGUCUUGGAUGCUGUUACUGUCUCAAAUACUGAUCAUUUUGAGAUUCAGGAGGGCGAUACUCCUGCAGUGCAAGAGCUAGCUCCAGAGGUUAAAGUGGAUUCUGGUUCAUCGUGGAAAGAUAAGGUCUCUCCCCCUGGAGAGACUCAUGUUAGGAUGAAUUUACGCUACUUUCCUCCCGAUGUUGAUGGGGAGAAAGUUAGGGUUUCUCCUCCUGGGCAUGUUGAGAUCCAGGGUUCUGUUAAAUGGAAAAAUUGCAUUGUUGGCCGUUUUGUUGAUAAAAAACUUCCAUUCCUGGAAGUUCAGUCAAUUGCUGUCAAUGCCUGGGGUAAAUUUGGUCUUAAGACUGUUCUGUCGAAUGACAAGGGCUUCUUCUUUUUUCUGUUCGGUGAGGAAGGGCUGAGUAAAUUGCCUUUAUGGAUUCAACUUCAUAAUGUUCCCCUCCAGUAUUGGAAUGAGGAGGGUUUGAGCUAUCUUGUGAGUGCUGUAGGGAAGCCGUUGUAUGCGGAUGCGAUGACGGAAUCAACAAGUAGGAUUAGCUACGCUAAAAUUUGUGUGGAGGUUGAUGUUAUGUCUACUUUGCCUCAUUCUGUUGAGGUACUCAUAGCUUCUGGAAAAGAGGUUACUGUUCGAAUUAGGUACCCAUGGCGACCAACUAAAUGUGCUUCUUGUAGAGUGUUUGGUCAUAAUGAAUGUAAUAAGAAUAAGGUGGGUGAGAUUGGAACUGUGAAAGCUUCCUCUGUUGCCCCUAAUAAGGUCUGGGUUGUGAAGGGAAGCAAGGUUGAUUGUGCUGCUGGCCUUGUCUCUACAGUGUUACCUACUCCAGAUCCUAUGCGAAUUGCUCAGAAGUCUCCAGUUCCUGUAGAAGUUUUGCCUUGUGUAAAUCAGUUUUUAGCUUUACAGGAAGAUGAGGGGGUUAGGUCUUCCAUUGUGGUGGAGUUGCCUAUUGGUAAGAGUGAGGUUGAUGUUAUUCAGGCCUCUGAAUUUGUGGGGGAUAUCCCAGAAUCUAGCAAGUCUGCUGAGCAGGUUAAUGGGGUUGAUUAUCUUCCUACCGAGCUGGAUGUGGGUUUAUCAGACCCUGAUGCUGUCUUUCAGGCUCUUAUUUCUUUGGAACAUGGGAGUACUAUGAAGUCUGGAGGAGGGAUGAACCCUGGGGCUGCUAAGAAGAGGAAGAAAAGAUGGCCUGAGAAUCUUGUUUCAACAGUGAAGAAAUGCCUUCCUAAUGGGUGGAGUUUUGUUCAUAAUUUUGCUUCUGGGCCUGUUGCUAGAAUAAUUGUGGCAUGGGAGUGUCAGAACUCUUUGGUUAGUGUUAUUUUUUCUUCUGAGCAGAUGCUCCUCCUUUCAGUAGUUAUAAAUCAGAAGUCCUUUGUUGUUUCUUUUGUCUACGGUUUCAAUCAAGCUAGUGCUAGAAGACAACUUUGGGAUGAGCUUCGAAUGGGGCUUGGGUUAGUUGGGAAUCUAGCUUGGAUUGUUUUGGGUGAUUUUAAUGCAGUUCAGUGGCAGCAAGAGAGAUCUGAUUCUACCUCUUUUGAUUCUGCAUCAGCAGGAGAGUUUAAUUGUUGUUUGAAUGAUAUAGAUGUGGAAGAGUUAAACUCUACAGCUGCAGUUCUAGUCCCUGGAAUUUCAGAUCAUUGUCCUCUUCUUAUCUCUAUUUUUCCAUAUAGAGGUGGAAGGAAACCUUUCAAAUUCUUCAACUUUUGGAUGAGGCAUAACGAGUUUCCUGUUCUCCUCUCUCAGUCUUGGUCUGAAUCUUUGGAGUGUGAUUCCCCUAUGUUUUCCUUGUAUACUAAACUGAGAAGAUUGAAGCUGGUUUUGAGGCAGCUUAAUAAGGAAUUCUACAGUGAUAUACAGAAAAGAGUCUUGGAGGCUAGAGUGGAACUAACUGAUAUUCAAAAUCGAAGUGCUUAUUCUCCAAGUGAUCCUAUCUUACUAGAAUAUGAAAGACUCUGCCUACUGAAGUUCAAAGAGCUUAGUAUAGCUGAGGAAGGGUGGAGCAAACAGAAAUCCAGGAUUCAAUGGCUCAGUCUGGGUGAUAAUAACACUAGUUUCUUUCAUAAGAAGAUUGCUAGCCAUAAAAUGAGGAACAAAAUUCUGUCCAUUUGUGAUGAUAGUGGUACCAGAUUGGAUGACCCCCAAGAUGUCAAAAUGGAGGUCCUGAGAUUCUAUAAGGGUAUGUUGGGCUCCAAGUUUACUCAGAAAAGGUUCUCUUGUACUAGGCUCUGGUUCUCAAAUACUGUCCCUAGUUCACUACAUUCCUCUCUUAUUGCUCCAAUCACUCCAGAAGAGAUCAGGAAGGCUAUUUUUUCAAUCAAUGGUGACAAAGAACCAGGUCCGGAUGGCUUUAAUGCCAGCUUUUUCCAAAAGAAUUGGCCUGUUGUUGGUUCAGAGGUAAUUGCAGCUAUCCUUCACUUUUUUAAAUCUGGUGUUAUGUUAAGAGAUGUGAAUGCUACUACGCUCACUCUUGUUCCUAAAAACAGUUGCCCCCAAUCUAUGAGAGAAUACAGACCUAUCGCUUGUUGUAAUGUGAUUUACGAAGCUAUUACCAAAAUCUUGGCAUCUAGAAUACAGCCCAUCCUCCCCCACAUUAUCAACAAAGCCCAGGCAGCCUUUGUCAAAGGUCGGUCUAUCUCUGAUAAUACUUUACUGAUGCAAGAAUUGGUUCGAAAUUAUCAAAGAGACUCUGGUGUUGCUAAGUGUGCUAUCAAGAUUGAUCUGAUGAAAGCCUAUGAUUCGGUUGAUUGGGAUUUUCUGUUUGAGGUUAGAACCUGCAUCUCUUCUGCUAUGUAUUCUGUUGUGCUUAAUGGAGAGCUGGAGGGAUUCUUUAAAGGGGAGAAAGGUCUCAGACAAGGAGAUCCUAUCUCACCAUACCUAUUUCUUUUGAUAAUGGAAGGCUUAUACUCUAUUCUCCAAAGGAGGAUUAAUGAAGGGCAGUUCACUUAUCACCCUAGAUGUGCUUCCUUGUCUAUCACCUAUUUGGCCUUUGCUGAUGAUCUGUUCUUGCUUUUUGGAGCUGACUGUCAAUCUGUUGAGAUACUUAAGGACACCUUGAAUGAGUUUUAUCACUCUUUUGGGUUGCAACCAAAUCUCCAGAAAAGCCAAUUCUUUUUCUCAGGGGUGGAUCCUUCAAUUAAAUCUGAGAUCCUCAGCAUCCUUCCCAUUCCAGAAAGUAUGUUACCAGUUAGAUACUUGGGUGUGCCACUUAUUUCCACCAGACUCCGAUAUGAAGAUUGCAUUCAGUUGAAGGAAAGGACACAACAAAGGAUAGUAAGAUGGUCAAAUAGAGAUCUGUCAUAUGGAGGUCGUGCUCUUCUCAUUCAAUCUGUUCUCUUCAAUAUGCAAACGAAUUGGUGCUCUUUGUUUAUUCUACCUCAAAAGAUCUUAAAAGAGAUUGAAUCUAUAUUAGGGGCAUUCUUGUGGUCUGGGGUUCAUCUUAGAAGAGCGAGUGCAAAAUUGAAAUGGUUGGAAGUCUGUACCUCUAAGGCAGAAGGAGGUCUUGGCUUGAAGUCUCUUAAAGAAUGGAACAAAACCAAUAUACUAAGACAUUUGUGGGCUAUCUGUAAAAAGCAGGAUACAUUAUGGGUUAAGUGGAUUCACAGUUAUAUGAUAAAAGAUCAGAAUUUUUGGGGGACGAAAAUGCCUCAAGACUGCUCUUGGACAAUGUGA
Rhododendron vialii is the source of this 3906-nucleotide messenger RNA. RefSeq lists its product as uncharacterized. The coding region runs from base 1 to 3906 and encodes 1301 amino acids. The transcript has 8 exons. Lineage: Eukaryota; Viridiplantae; Streptophyta; Magnoliopsida; Ericales; Ericaceae. The record is from RefSeq and is a predicted model, not a curated record.